CCCACGUGAUCACAACAACGACAACGCGUGUGCUUGCAGCAAAGUGUAGUGAUGUCGGCUGUGUGGAAGUAUUUUAACCUAAACUCGGACAAAGACGUUGCCACUAAAUGCAACAUUUGUCAGGCGCAAGUGUCCCGUGGAGGGACAGAACCGGGAAGGUUCAAUACAAGCAACCUCAUCGCACAUUUGAAAAAACACCACAAAAAAGAACAUGAGGAUUUUCGCGAGAGCAGCAAGGCGAAGCAACAAACCUCUAGCUCGCUUCAGCAACCCACGCUGGCCGAAAGCUUUGCAAGACAUGACAAACUACCACGGGACAGCAAAAAGGCAAUGGUCAUAACAGAAAAGAUAGCCCAGUUUAUUGUGCUUGAUGACCAGCCCCUGUCGGUGGGCUUUAGGGCAGCAGCUCAGGAUGUGCUCCAGGGAACCCCGUGCCUUGCACAGUGGACAUUCAGGUGUUUCUACUAGCCCCCUGCAAUGAAGAUUAGAUGGACUUGGGAGGACAUCAUACACUGACUGGAUCAGGAACUUGAGUCUUGCUGGUUCUGACUUCCAAAGUUCUGUCCAGGUGAUCUUCCGGGUAGAUGCGUGGUCCCAAUUUGUCCAGGCUCCUUGCUGGCAUGGCCACUGUCUUGCUCCGGCGUUCCUCCUCAACCUCUGCACGGAUCUCUCCCUGCACCAUCAGCCGUCUCUCUCGACCCUGGGCUUUGUUGUAGCGUGGUCUUGUAUGGCUACCCAGCCCAGCUCGUCCGACUGCCACAGCACCUACUAAGACGCCAUCUCUCAGCCUUGCUUCUGCCUGGUCAACGGCCUCCUGUGCCUUCCACUUCCUCCCAGUUUUGACCUUGAUGCCAGCAGAGGAGACUCUGGUGUCAGAUGAGUCUCUGUAAAGUAUAAUAUAUUAAUAUAAUAUAAUUAGAGAUGUCCGAUAAUGGCUUUUUUGCCGAUAUCCGAUAUUCCGAUAUUGUCCAACUCUUAAUUACCGAUUCCGAUAUCAACCGAUACCGAUAUAUACAGUCGUGGAAUUAACACAUUAUGCCUCAUUUUGUUGUGAUGCCCCCCGCUGGAUGCAUUAAACAAUGUAACAAGGAUUUCCAAAAUAAAUCAACUCAAGUUAUGGAAAAAAAUGCCAACAUGGCAAUGCCAUAUUUAUUAUUGAAGUCACAAAGUGCAUAAUUUUUUUUAACAUGCCU
Molecule: messenger RNA, 1193 nt
Organism: Entelurus aequoreus (snake pipefish)
Lineage: Eukaryota; Metazoa; Chordata; Actinopteri; Syngnathiformes; Syngnathidae
Product: E3 SUMO-protein ligase ZBED1-like
Exons: 2
Coding region: 52-468 (138 amino acids)
Molecular function (GO): DNA binding
Source: RefSeq, a predicted model, not a curated record